This is a messenger RNA of Suillus clintonianus, 522 nucleotides long. RefSeq lists its product as uncharacterized. The record is from RefSeq and is a predicted model, not a curated record. Bases 1 to 522 code for a protein of 173 amino acids. NCBI's taxonomy places the organism in Eukaryota, Fungi, Basidiomycota, Agaricomycetes, Boletales, Suillaceae. The transcript is spliced from 4 exons.
AUGACGCACUUGCGCUGGGACUUACUAAUGCCAUCCAUUAGGAUCGAGGCAGCAGGAAACGGCAAUCAGAGGGGCGAGCCUAUCAUCGUAAGAGCGACGGACGUUGACAAGAACUCACCUUCAGCGGAAGAUAACGAGGCUCCCGCUCUUCUGGAGGAGCACAAUCAUGAAAAGAACGAGGACUCUGUAGCCAAACUCAAAGAACAACUGCAACUUGCAGACUUGCGCUAUUCAAAACUGGAAGAGCUGUACCAAAAAUGCAGGCUUCGUUGGUUAGAGGAAUGUUAUCGAACCAAAAUUUUGGAGGAAUACGCACCAAGUGAGAUCAACACAUACUCUCCUCGUCAGAUCACAUGGAACGCCCCUUCCCCCACUCAAACUGAGCUGGUAAAAGCUUCCGUCAAAACGUCGAACACAUCCAACAACGUACAAGUAACCUCUGGAACUCUGAGCGCGACCCAUGCGAGAUGUGUGAUCAUGGAUACAAGCAUCCCCGCAGAUAUCACUGAGGCCUUAUCCUAG